This is a messenger RNA of Penicillium malachiteum, 2247 nucleotides long. RefSeq names its product TRAPP III-specific subunit 85 family protein. The transcript has 2 exons. The record is from RefSeq and is a predicted model, not a curated record. Lineage: Eukaryota; Fungi; Ascomycota; Eurotiomycetes; Eurotiales; Aspergillaceae. Gene Ontology annotation, biological process: endoplasmic reticulum to Golgi vesicle-mediated transport; protein localization to phagophore assembly site. Gene Ontology annotation, cellular component: cytoplasmic vesicle; phagophore assembly site; TRAPPIII protein complex. Bases 1 to 2247 code for a protein of 748 amino acids.
AUGACAUCGCCCGGAGAUGCUGCUCCGGUUAAACCACCGCCAUCCUUCUCCCCCGGCGUUGCGCGAGUCCCCUCCAAAUCGCGAUAUCCAGAUGAGUCAGAGUCUGUACACUCUAUAGAUCCCGGGCUGGCUGAUGCUCGUUCGGGCUCCUCGCCAACCCCUCCUUUAUCGGCCACCACCGCAGAGCUUCCCAUCCGGACAUCCUCGCCUCAUGCCCGCUCCGUCAGGUCCUCCACCCCGCAAUUAGCCCGCUCGUCGCUUGGGUCGCCAUUUGAUGGACGGUUUGACGGAUCAGAAGAUAUCAGGUCACUAGUCAUUCGGGCUUUCUCUCCAACCAUUGCCAUUCAUGCAUCAGAGGACACCGACCACCUAGUGAGGAAUAAGGGGUUCAAAGGGGGUUUCUGGGAAUUGGUGCGCCCAUAUGGGGAGACGGUGUCUGGAAAAGUGGUUAUCCGUGAUAGCGUCGGAUCUAGUCGUGCCUGGGAAGACUAUGGAGUCCGAUUUGUGGAUUUGAAAGGGUUUGGCCGGGCACCCGCAGGUCGUGAGUCCGGACGGGAAUCGACUCUGACGCAGAUGGAGGAAUUAUUGGAUCAGGAAUUGGACUCCAGGGAAAGAAUGCUCGGCGCAUCAAUUCCAUCAAAAGAUGCGCUUGGAGUUCCGGUAGCAAGCCCAUUGUGGAAGUUGUUAUUGCGUCAAAUACUUUCAGCGAACCCUGCUGCUCCUCAUGAAACAUUCUGCCAUCCUGUUGCCAGUGUUAUUGCUAUAAGCUCGCGGAAUACGGCGCCUUUGGAGGCUCUUCGUCAAUUAUACGCAGAAAGCAGUACAGGAGCCAAGCGAUUACCGGAUUGGGUCCAUCAAGAGUAUCUUCGAUACUAUGUCUUGGUUCAUGACGAGGAACGCGAUGACAUUACAGAGUCAACAAAAUUGUAUGAUCAGAUGAAGCGCCAUUUCGGUCUUCACUGUCACUUGUUGCGGCUGCGCAGUAGUCAGUGUGUUGUUACAGAUGAUGACAGCGUUCAAGUACCUACUUGUGAAUGGUUGUCUCCACAAGAACAUCUCUCCGGCGCGGGAGAAGCUGCAGAGACACUAGUGGAUCUUGGUACAGAUGGUGUACCCUACUUGUUUGAGUCCGACGCUACUGCUAUCCGAGCCUUUAUCCGAGAACUUGUUGUACAAUCUGUUAUUCCUUUCAUGGAAAACCGAGUCGCUGUCUGGAACGACCAGAUUGCAUCUCGAAGGCGUGGUAUCAGUGGAAGAUUUAUGUCGGUUGGUCGGAGAUUCAUGACUUUUGGCGCUGGCUCACGAGCCAGUGGCACCGGUGCCGCUGGUGGAAGUGGAAACUAUGAUCCAACAAAUCACAAUUACAGCCCAGACAUGCCGGAGGCCAUCUUACGGAAAAUGGCCGACUUUUCCUUCAUGCUUCGUGACUGGAAGCUUUCAGCUUCAACAUACGAAAUGAUCCAGUCCGAUUUCAAAAAUGACAAGGCGUGGGAGUAUCAUGCAGGAGCGCAUGAAAUGUGUGCUGUAAGCAUGCUGCUUAAUCCGCUUGGCAUGUCCACCAAAAUCAAGCUUGAAAACAUUGACCAAAUGUUUGAGAAUGCUUGCUACUCAUAUCUUACGCGAUGCUCAGAUGUUCCCCACGCACUGCGCAGUCUUACUCUGGCCGUUGAGCUUCUCAAAUCUCGCGGUGGAUCAGCUACUGAAAGCGCAGCCAGGUGGGCAAUGCGUGUCAUGGAUUAUGGCUUGGUCGGUCCAAUAGGUCAAAUCCUAUUCACAGAGAGGGUGUCAGCCUGCUAUGCAUCCAAGAUCCCCGUGGGCGGAGCUAAAUGGGGUGGGCGCCGCCGGAAGGCUGGUAUGUGGAGCAUCUUUGCCGCAGAUCAAUGGCUCAAGGCCGGCAAAGCCACAUUAGCUUCGGCAUGCCUUGAGGAGGCGGAGCGUCUCUAUGCUGAUGUGCUGGAGGCUGAUGGCGUUUUCCCAAUGCCUGAAAUGCAAGGCUUUGUAGAGAACUUGAGACGUGCUGUGAAAGUUAAGUAUCUUGGGGCGAGAGGGUUUGAUACUUUCGAUGAGCCUGCUUCAGAGGAUCCAGAUACUGAGGAAACCAGCGAGAGACUCGAGAAGAUUGACAAGCGAAAUCAUCGCCGUUCGUUGAUCGGUCUUCCUGUACAACUCGAUGCCGGCACUCUUAACAUGACCUCGGGCACAAGAGACCCUGAGAACCCACCAAAUGAUGACUUUGAACGAGCUUGA